Molecule: messenger RNA, 279 nt
Organism: Arthroderma uncinatum
Lineage: Eukaryota; Fungi; Ascomycota; Eurotiomycetes; Onygenales; Arthrodermataceae
Exons: 2
Coding region: 1-279 (92 amino acids)
Source: RefSeq, a predicted model, not a curated record
AUGGCUUCCAGGAUGCUACUGACGGCGUUCCGUGCGAAUAAGCCAUCGAUUCUCUCCAAUGUCCAGAGAUCCGCUCACUUUUCUUCGUCGAGGCAGCUUCUGAACGCUACCGAGGCCGUCGUCCCAGGUCAAGGCCUCGGCGCCUUUCGUGGAGGGCUACUUGGAUUCUUUGCUGGCUCAACCGUUGCUGGUGCAUCCAUCUACUACUACAUCCUGGAGGAGUUCCGCAUGUCCAACGAAGCGCUGACGGGGGACAUCUACGUACGUUACUGCAUCUAA